This is a messenger RNA of Grus americana (Whooping crane), 3390 nucleotides long. It is a transcript of the gene GDF1, whose product is annotated as growth differentiation factor 1. Gene Ontology annotation, biological process: BMP signaling pathway; SMAD protein signal transduction. NCBI's taxonomy places the organism in Eukaryota, Metazoa, Chordata, Aves, Gruiformes, Gruidae. The transcript is spliced from 2 exons. The record is from RefSeq and is a predicted model, not a curated record. Gene Ontology annotation, molecular function: cytokine activity; growth factor activity. Gene Ontology annotation, cellular component: extracellular region. The coding region runs from base 1 to 1050 and encodes 349 amino acids.
AUGGAGCUGAGUUUGCAGGAAAGUUUACUGCUAAAAUCCUUGGGUCUGAGCGCCAAGCCCAGCCCGAAAACCCCCGUUCCUGUGCCGUCCGUGCUCUGGCGGAUCUUCCAGAAGAGAAAGACGCUGCCUUCUACAAACAAAGACCUGGCGGAUGCCUGUAGGGUGGAGGAAUUUAAUGUCCCUGGGAACAUCAUCCGUGUCUUGGCUGACCAAGGCCACUUCAUUCAUAACGGGCAGCCCCAGAGGUUGCUGUGUCUGCAGAAGCGUCUGUACUUUAAUCUCUCGGUGCUGGAGGAGGGCGAGCGCUUGACGAUGGCUCAGCUAGAGAUCAAAUUCAGCCACAACUCCUACCACACCUCCGGCCAGGGGCAGGUUUUUGAGCUGAGGCUCUACCAAACCUCCCAGAUUUCUCUACGGGGGAUGCCCCCCAACGAGCACGGCCGAAAACUGCUGGUGGAACAGUCCUUCGCCCAGCUGCACAAGUCUCUUCUCUUCAACCUGAGCAGGGUGGCGAAGGACUGGAGAACAUACAGCAGGAAUCUGGGCUUGAUCCUGGAGAUCUCGGUGAGUGGCAGAGAUGGUGCAUCAGCCCUGAUGAGCGGGGAGCUGCAGAGCCUCUGUGCCAGCAUCGACUCCUUCCUGGACACCUCUCUCCUGGUGGUGACCCUCAGCCAGCAGCAGUGCAAGGCUUCCAGGAGGAGGAGAAGCGCUCACUACCCCCCCGUCACUCCGAGCAACCUCUGCAAGCCCAGGCGGCUUUACAUCAGCUUCAGCGACGUCGGCUGGGAGAACUGGAUCAUUGCCCCGCAGGGCUACAUGGCUAAUUACUGCCUGGGUGAGUGCCCCUUUCCCCUGACCGCGGAGCUGAACAGCACCAACCACGCCAUCCUCCAAACCAUGGUGCACUCGCUGGACCCGGAGGGGACCCCCCAGCCCUGCUGCGUCCCCGUCAGGCUGUCCCCAAUCUCCAUCCUCUACUACGACAACAACGACAACGUGGUGCUGAGGCACUACGAGGACAUGGUGGUGGACGAGUGUGGCUGCAGAUAGCGGAGCGGUGGGGGAAGCGUGUGCCGUGGGCUCCUGGCUGAGGCGGUGGAUGAGUGAUGGAAUAAAUCCAAGUGUGUUAAAUCCCCUCUGUGCUGGUGGUCAGGGAGGGUCCCGUUGGGGCGCUGAGUGUCGGAGCUCCCCCCUGGAGUCAUGAUUUACUAAUAGCCGGGUGCUCGGCCCUCCCCGCGGCUGUCUGCUACAGCCAGCAGCUUAUUAUGGGAUUAUGAUCAAGUCUGAUGCUGGCUGUUUAGUUUGUUUAUGAUGCUGGCACCAGGUUGUGAAUCCCAGACCCCUCGUGCUUGGCCAAGCUGCCGCUGGUCCCAGCGAGGGACCCGCAGCAGGGCUUGUGCUUUUUUGGGUAAAUGCUGCAGCUUGCUUAGUGCAAAAAGAAAUGAUGGGUUUUUUUUGGUGAAAUGAUGGUGGUGGGGCCCUGCUGUGCCGGGAGGAGGUGACGUGGCAGCUCUGGUCCUGCUGCAGGAAGAUGUAUGGUGUCACAGCACGAGCUGCAUCGCUGCGGCUCUGUGUGACUGAAUCCCUUCCCGCAGCGGUGUCGGAGCCUGGAGGGGCGCGGGUUUCGUUCUCUCUUGCUGGGGGAAAUCGAGCCUGAGCUACUUCUGUUGUGCGGUUUGGGGGCAGGGGCUGUACAUGGCUCCGAGCUGCCGAGGGGCAGGGUGCUGCCGGAGGGGUGGUUGUGGCUGAGGAAAGAAAAGGGGGAGUGGGGGGGGGGGGGGGGGGGGUGCGGUGCCCCGAUGCAGAGGUGGGCACAGGGUGGUACGGGGGGGGGGGGAGUCGGUGGCAUCUUGUUCCCUCCCAGCCUGCUGGGAGUCAGUGGUUAAUUUACCUCAUUUGCAAAUUGAAGAGACCGGGGGUGGGUGUAGCCCUGCCGGACCAGCCUGACCCGCAGCUGGAGCCAGAUGGCAGCCAAGCAUCAGCAACGGCAGCUCCGCACCGCGCAGCAGCGUACCCAGCCCAUUGCAGUAGCAUGGCCAUGCUCUUAGCAAGUGUUGUAAUGCCGCUAACAAGAGCGAGCAGAGCAGUGCGGCAGGGACCCAGCCCUGCACCGUCUUCUCUGAGCAGCGGUGAUCACCGAUGGAGGAGCUGCCGCUUUUCUUCCACCUUUCAGCAGUCACGGCCCUGGGGCAGCUGGGCCUGGGCGUCCCUGUGUCGUGCUGGCUGGUGUCAAACAGCUGAUGGGACCCGACGCCUGGCCCUGGACUGGGGUUUAGCACCAGCCUGUCCAGCUGCAGCUUUCUGGAUCCAGCUUUGCUUUGCUUUUUUUUUUUUUUUGUGUGUGUGUGGGGGGUUUGCAAAGGGGGAACAGAAAAGGAAUCUGAAUUAGACUUGAAAUUGUUUUUUUGUCUCUUUGUUUUACUGUGAACCUGACACCAUAGCAUAGAUUGUGGUGGUGUUUGUUUUUUGCUGGGUGGGGGUUUUUUUGGUUUUUUUUUUUUUUUUGUACCAAUGCUGUGUUGUCUCCAAGCUCUGAUGAAGUAUUACCAGGCUAAACUGGGCCUUCUCCCUCUGGGAAAGCACUAAAGGUUUAACCACUGUUGGACUUGCAGAGGAACUGUCUUCCUGUCCCCUGGGACAGUUUUUGCUAACACCCCUGAGCUGUGUAGCUGCAGAGCAGGACUGGAGUAGCUGAAGUACUUCAGCUGUGUAGCAUACUAAUGUUUUUAUGUUCAAAUGUUUUUCUUGCCUAGCAGAGGGCUCCAGCGCAGACCAGCCCUGUGUUACUCCAGCAGAUGACCAAGCGUGAUGUUGAAACCCAUUUCAAGCACUUAACUGUUUUAAGGGCUUAGAGUAGGGCUUAACUAAAGCAAGCAGGAGUCAGUUUUUUCACAUUUAGGAUAGGCAGGAUUAAGAAAACCUUUAAGUAUUAGUUAGUUGGUACCUGUGGCAGACUAAGGCUCUCCUUCACAUAGGGUGGGGAUGGCAGAUGCCAUCCCUGGUUCUCCAACAUGAUGGAGGGUGACUGCCCCCCCCCGCCUCACCCCCGACACGGAGCAGCUGCAGUGAGCUGAUACACAGGGUGGUGCCAGGCCCAGCUUUGCUGAGCCAGCCCUGUACUGCAGGUAAAUGCCAUGUUCAUGUUUACUGCAGCACAGGGGAAGGAGGAAGAGGAGGAGAGCUGCCAGGCAGGACCUAUCACCUCUAGUCCCAGCCUUUCCUAACUCCUGCAGCCCCUGGGAUGGUGAAGCAGAGGAGGGAAGAGGGGUAGGGCACUGAACAGAGUUUCUACAGUUCAUUUGCUUACCCAUGUAUGCUAUGCACACACCUCACUUUUGUACUAGUCUGUUUAAAAAAAGAAGUAAUAAACUUGACAUUUAUACAAUCAGA